GGAGUUCAACUUGAAAAGAAAGGAAAGAAAGAAGACGUUCUGGGCUCGUUCUCUCCUCUCCUUCACCAUGUUUGGCUCGUCCCGAGGGGGCGUGAGAGGAGGGCAGGACCAGUUUAAGUGGGAAGAUGUAAAGACGGACAAACAAAGGGAAAACUACCUAGGGAACUCUUUGAUGGCACCCGUAGGCCGGUGGCAGAAGGGGAAGGAUCUCACAUGGUACGCCAAGGGGAAGAAAGGGGACGCACCUCUCUCCCGGGAGGAUGAGCUGGCUGCCGUCCGGCGGGCAGAAGAGGAGGCCAUGAUGGCAGCCUUGGGUUAUAAGAACGUGAAGAAGCAGCCGACAGGACUAAGCAAAGAGGAUCUUGCCGAGGUCUGCAAACGUGAUGGAGCAGAGCGUGACGAGAAGGCGGUGGAUCGUGUGUUGGGCCUGGGGAGUUCGAGGUGUGACGCGAGCAGGAUGAUGUUUUCCAAAGAAGACAAAGAAGCUGCCAAAAUGGGCCUUUCAGUCUUCACACACCAUCGAACAGCAAGCAGUCCAGAGGCUUCGGCUACCAAGAAGAAACCGGAUAAAGAAGAGGAAACUGCAGCUGCCGAGCCAGAGCCCAGCAAGAAACCCAAAAAGAAGAAAGAGAAGAAGAAGAAGAAAAAGCACAAGAAAGAAAAGAAAAAAGAGAAGGAGAAGCACCGCAGAAAAAGAGAAGAUUCUUCCUCCUCUGCCGCCUCUUCUCCAGGCGACAGAGAGAGAAAGAGACGACCCGCCACGCCUCCCGAGCGCCAUCCAUCAUCCUCCCGGCAGGCUGGAGCCAGCUGCCCUGACAGCCAUUCAUCACCUGCCCAGGAAGAACAGAAACCACCCAGCAGGUGGCGCCGCAGCCCAGCCUCCUCCAGCGGCAUCGAGAAAGGGACCCCCGGCAACCGACCAGCCACAAAGACACAGGCCCCCAGCCGCAGAAGGAGGGAGGGUCGAAGCAACAGCCGGUCCCCGUCUCCUAGGGGCAAAAGCACCGGGCCCCACAAGCGGCGGAGGAGCAGGUCCCCCGCAUCUCGGGGAGCCAAGAGGAGGCACGACACAGAUUCCGAUGACUGAGCUUUCGUCUGGAACCAAAGAGGCUGCGGCCUUUGUUUUGGGGCCUCUCUCCUUGGCCGCUAACUGGAUCUUAAAGUCACGGCUAAUGUCCCAGAGGUCCUU
Molecule: messenger RNA, 1189 nt
Organism: Lacerta agilis (Sand lizard)
Lineage: Eukaryota; Metazoa; Chordata; Lepidosauria; Squamata; Lacertidae
Gene: C12H1orf35
Product: chromosome 12 C1orf35 homolog
Exons: 8
Coding region: 68-1087 (339 amino acids)
Source: RefSeq, a predicted model, not a curated record